Molecule: messenger RNA, 7288 nt
Organism: Gadus chalcogrammus (walleye pollock)
Lineage: Eukaryota; Metazoa; Chordata; Actinopteri; Gadiformes; Gadidae
Gene: ccdc28a
Product: coiled-coil domain containing 28A
Exons: 6
Coding region: 208-774 (188 amino acids)
Source: RefSeq, a predicted model, not a curated record
CAGAAGGCCGGUGACGUCACAUUAUGUCCCACGUGACCUGAGUAACGUGACGUCCGUUGCUUCAAACCCAGGAAGUGUUUGUUACGUCAGAAAUGUCUCCAAACUUCGUGCAUCAGCACCUAAGCGGACAGCGUCACUUCUAAACCCGUCGUGGAUCCUACUGCCAGCUGGGAACCGAGUCAGCCGUUGUGUUUGUAACAUGAGGAUAUGGAGGAGCGGAAACUAAAGCGGAAAAGUCCCCGGCCCUCAGCAAAUCCGGUGCCAGCUGUGGCAGUGGGGGGCGGGUCCGGGCGGAAGAACAUCACGGGCGACGGCGCCGCUCACACGCAGACGGGGACGCAGAGGUCCAAGAGUCGGAGGGGCGUCAGGGACAAGUCCAAGUCCUUGCCGGCCUCGGGGGCCAAAGCCACCCCCACCCCGGGCCCCGGGGCCCCUAUCAUCCAGCACUCGUUCCUGACGGACGUGUCCGAUGUCCAGGAGAUGGAGAAAGGCCUUCUGGGUCUCCUCAACGACUUCCACUCAGGGAAGCUUCAAGCGUUUGGCAACGAGUGCUCCAUCGACCAGAUGGAGCAGGUGCGUGAGAUGCAGGAGAAGUUGGCGCGGCUGCACUUUGACCUCUACGGAGAAGUGGACGGGAUGCCCGACGACCAGCGUAAGGCCGCCUGCGACAGCAACAUGGACAAGCUGCUCAACAACCUGGAGGAGCUGAGCUCAUCAAUUCAGAAGCUGAACCUGGCCGACUCCCAGGAGAUCCCCCGGACAGCCAGCAUCUGACCUCCUCUUCCUCCUCUCUCUCUCUCGCGCUCUCUAUCUCAGUGCGGAGGGGCCCGUGUCGGAGGGUGUCAACACUAUCUGGUUCACUAUUAUCAUGAUCAUUGAUUAUCACCGAUCGACCAGCAUUCUGAGCAGUGCACCAGCAGUCAAUGGAUUAACAAAUUAUUUGAAUGGAUGAAUUGUUGAUUCCACUCUGCCCCCUCUCCCCCUCUCAUCACUUCUCGUUCCCACUAAGUGGGAAGGGUAUGCAGUUCUACUAGGGACUCCUCUUAAGGUCAGAGGUCAAUCUCAACUGCCACAUUUUGUAUUGUACACCGAAAGUUUUAUGGGUAAGGGGGUGGGGUAAAUCCUCGAAACAUAUUGUAUAAUAUAAUAUAUCUUUAGCUCCGGUCACUUUAGACGAUGUCAUUGUCUCACUCUCGAGUCAGCGUUGAAAAAAGAAAGGCGAUCCCGAAUGACUUUUGCAAUAAGCAGUCUCCGAUCGUCGGGUAUGUAAGUUUUUAGUCUCCUUAUCGGGGGCACCAUGGAGAACUGUGCUUCAAUCAGCAGAACCUGAAAUCCCAGCCAGCUAACAAACAAAAAAAUGUGUUUAGCGGAAAUGUAGUCCUCUCUAUCCUGUUCUGAGUCCGUCUAAAAUGAGACGAUGGGAUUAGAUUUUAAGAUUUAUGGAUUCCUAGAUCUUUAGAUUUAUUGAUUUCUAGAUCUCAAAAUGUCUGGGUAUCUAUAUCUCUAGAUUGCUUGGUCUCUAGAUUUAUUGAUUUCAAUAUCUAUCUCUUAUAAUAAAUCUAAAUUAAUAAUUGAUCGGUUUUUUAUAGCGCUUAUCUAUAUGCAUCUAGAUUUCUUGCUCUCUAGAUUUCUAGAUCUCUACAUCUGUGUCUCUAGAUUUCUGGAUUUCUAGAUCUUUAGAUUUGUUAUAAGCGGGUCAAUGAAUGAUGAAGAAUGAUUUUCUUUGUGUGGGACCCCAAAUUGCAAAAUUGCUAUUUAUUCUGACUAAGAUCAAAAAACAGUAUUGUUUGUUUGUUUUUAUAGAUUUCUAGAGCUCUAGUUUUCUUGAUUUCUAGAUCUCUAGAUUUUUGGGACCCUAUUUUUCUAGAUUUCUGGGUCCCUAGAUCUCUAUAUUUCAGGGUCUCUAGAUGUAUAGAUCUCUAGAUUUCUGGAUCUCUGGAAACAGGGUCUCUUGUGAACCGAGUUUGAAAGUGGAAUUACAUUCAGGCUACGCGAGAUCGACCAAAGUGGUUUUUGUAAGAGAUGUAUGACAUUUCAACUUUGACCUUCUCUUACCUGAAACGGCUGCAGCCUUUACCUUGGGCCGCGGGUUGGACUCCACACGACAAAUCUAAAAUCGUAGCUUUGAUUGUAGAAUUUGAUUCGCAGUAAAACACGUUUACCCCAAAAACACUUGCGUGUAAAUGAGUUCCGGGCUAAAUGAACGAUAAAGAAUGUUUUGUUUUUGUGUGUGACCCCCGAAUUGCAAAAUCUCUUUUGAUCUGACUAACAUCAAAAACAGUAUUGUUUGUUGUUUUCGUUCAUAUUUGCACAUAUCUGCUCAUAUUUGUGAACAAACCAUGCCUUACCUUACUUUACUAAUCAUAUGAUCGCCUUGUUCUGAAUUCGUAGGUUUUAUUCGUUGAAUUUAAUAUAUUUUAGUCGAGGCUGAAGUUGCAAUGGUUGUUUGCUGCUUGUAUCGAAAAGGAAAAAAGAUUUAUAUUUUUUGUGUGUGUGUGUGCGUCUCGAGUUACUUAUUAUUGUAACAACCACAGUUUCUUGAUUUCGCUUGGACAUCUACGGUAAUAAAAAAAUGACUAUUGAAAUCCUACACUAUGCUAUUGUUUCACCUUUUUAUGACAAAUGUAGCCUACUUAUUAAGUAAGUCGCAUUGGAUAAAAGCGUCUGAUAAAUGACCUGAAUGUGAAUGUACCUCAGUCGGCUCUCACUGUUGUUUUUGAACCCCUUUUUUGGCUCAGUCUCAUUCAUUUGCUCCAAGCAAAAUCUCAACCCUACGCCUUGCUGUUGCGCAUUCAUGCGCAGCAUAGGGUCAUCCCAUUUGUCGUUUUAUUGAGGGGUAAGGGGUAAGGCGGAGGGCUAGCAUCCCGUUGAAGUUAAGAUUUUCAAUGGGCGGGCGAAAAGAUGCGACAGGAUUGAAAACCACAAAUCUUUCUUAUGAUAAUCAUUCAAUAAAUGAUGAUGACCAUUGCAUUAUCAUUGUGCCAUUUGAAUGUUACGUAGGCAUUUUCUUUAUAACAAGCACAACCACAAAAUCUCCCGGAGCAGAGCUUCCGACUCACGCCGGUGCCCCCGCAGUCCGGCCGGGGAGCUGCCGGGACCAUGUCCCAUUCUGUUCAACAAAAUGGGACAAUGAUAUUCAUAUGUUCCAUGUUCUAGGAACUCCAGGUUUGAUCCCCUGCCAAGUGCCAAGUAAUGCAAUAGUUUGUUUAAAAAAUGUUUAUUAGCCUGGGCCUGGUUUCCCAAUAAUGGUCACUCUUCGUGCGCUACGAAAACUCCUAUGCUAAGAAUUAUCAAAGUUGUUAACCUCUAUAGCCCUGGUUUCAAUACGAUCACUUAGGAGUCUUCUUAGAAAACACUCCUUACGUUGUACGUAAACGGCACUGUCCAGAAAGAAUGUGCUGAAAUCGAUUGCUCAGAGAUCGAUUUUCCAUUUCAUGCGCAGACAGCGUUCUAAAAAAGAUUGCAGUCUUUGCGAAUAAAACAUUGCUCAAAGUCCUUCUAGUAGGCCCAAACAUUUAUUUAACCAUCGGCCAACGUAGCAUAGCCUACACUGAUUAAAAAAAAGAUGUAGAAACAGCGGAGAUUGAGGCAAUUACCUCCUUAAUUACAUCUGUCACAGCCGUUCAAAUUAGGCUAUUCAUUUUCUGUUUACAAAGGUGUCUGAGUUGUUGAUCAUUUAUGAAAAUAGGCAUUUUGAAUAGUUUAUUUAUCUUAUUAUAUAAUACUGUUAAUGCUGAGACUGCUUUGCUUUUUGCUACAUGUAGGGGUCUGUGUGCGGGCUUUUUCGCACCGCCAGGCCAGUCUGUUUGUCAGGUGAAAACUAAAUGUCAAGGGAAAGAGGCGGUCGUUGACAAGUCAUUCGACCACCUACAACGUUCUCUCAUUUCUAACAAUGGUUUAUUUGUUUCCCAGUAUUGUUUUUGUGAAAUGAAUACAAUAUUUAUUUGAAGUUGCGAGUUUUUGAAAUUAAUGGAAGCGACUCGGGCUGACCUCGCCUUUCUGUACCCACCGCACAAACAAAGAACACCCGAGACGACAUCCUUAAUUCAAACAUGCCAUUUAAUUGGGCCUCAUUCGGUUGAGGAUGCGAAUUUGCAAUGAACAAUUACCGUAAUUUUCGGACUAUAAACUGCGUAUUUUUUCCCAUUUUUCGAUUCUGUGGCUUAUAUAACGGUGCGGCUAAUCUAUGGAUUUUUACAGCUAACGGCCACUAGGGGACCUCCUAAAUCUAUGGAUUUUACAGGUUACGCCUCGUGCCCACUGCACCGUCAGUCAACGGACGUGGGAAGGCGUGGCUGACGGAUGGGGGAGUAGUCUUUGCAGAGGCAACCGUCAGCCAAUCAAAUCGCUUCGCCGGGUUCUUCCCGCUUCUUCCUGCUUGUUGCGAGGCAAGAAGACCCGCUUUCCCGCUUUCCAGUAUCGUCAGAGCCCGAGUCGCGUCACAGUGCUUAAAUUUGCAUACGCGAUCUGAUUGGAUGACGGAACCGUCGCUGCCGAAAAAGUUGAACAUUUUUCAACUUUUUGACGGUGGCGAACGCUCCAAGUCAACGGACGGAUCCACAAUGCAUUGCGCGACCGUCCCCAUUCAAAGUCAAUGGGCAACGGACAACUGACGGAGGUAGUGGGCACGGGGCGUUACAGUCCACCAACUUUAACUCUAUGGGCUCUAUGACUGGUCCGCGCCCGUCCACCUUUAAGCGGCGGGCUCCAGCAGGAAAAGUUGGAGGCCGGAAAAGAGUGAGACAGGUCGCGCGCAAAAGUAAAAGUGGAAACGAGAGACAGAACAAGAGACAGAACGAGAGCAAGACAGACAUUACGAGAGCAAGACAGCCAUCUCUUUCCCGACAAUCCCCUCUGUGCACGAACCCUUACAUAUGGUAAUUAGGGCUGGCCCGAAUUAUUCGAAUACUCAGAGCUUCGUUUUUUUUUUCACGUACGUGACGUUACCAGAGCGAGGGAGGCAAACUAUAAGCGUCAGCGACACCAAGCAGAGAAGCGAGAGAGGUGGAGGAAGAAUAGAUAUCUUGUUUCCCUUUACUUUAUAACACAACAUCAGCGGGAUCUCGGGAGGAAAAGUAAUACUUAGCGAAAUGCUAACCUUAGCUUAGUUGUUUGUUUACGUUCGCUGUACAGCGCCGCGCCAAUCCACUGUGACUGGCUUGCUGCAGAGCGUGAGCGUCUUGGGAAUACCCGGUCAAUAUAAUGGAUAUAAUAUGGACACAUAAGACAAUCAAUAUUCGGUAUUUGUUAUGGAUUUAUUGUACAAAUUCCCUGAAAAGAUGCACGUUCCAGGAUGAAUUGAAAAACUCCCAUAAGGGCUGAGAUAGCAGAGGACAGCUGAUUUGGAACGGAACAACAGCUGUUCGCUUUCACGGGGAAAAACGAAGGAACUUCAACCCACUUAGGGCUACUAAUUACCGUUAAAGCUAUUAAAUCGUCAACAAAAUAUGCAGAUACUGUCAAAAUCGGUUCCAGGGAGUAUAUAGGGAUUAUUAAUGUUGUUUUUGAUGUUUUUUUUUUCUGGAACGAGUAUUUGAAUAUUCGCGCGGCUCAUAGUCCAGUGCGGCUUAUAUAUGUACACAUCAAUCAAUUUAGCUGCUGCGGCUUAUAGUGCGGAAAAUACGGUAAACAACUUGGCCUAUCCUGCUAUCCUGCAUGUCUAUCCUGCUACGCCACCCAUCACUUCCUUCCAUUAACUGUCAAAACACCUAGGCUAUUAAGACAAAAUGUUGCAGCAUACUGCAUUUUUUUUAUAAUAGUUGCAAAUACUCUUUAAAAUCAGAGCAACCGGAAUAAGCAGGAGUUAUGGGCUGAAAUUAAAAUGGCAGCAAUGUUUUAUUCGCAAAAACUGCAAUAUGUUUUAGAACGCUGAAAUUCAUCCCAGCCUUUAUACCACAGAUACUCUAGUGUCUAUAGCAUAUAACCGCGUUGUCUGAUUACAGUUUAAUUCAUUUGUCACAAUUUAGCAGCUCCCGUUUUGAAGAAUAAUCACUGCGCCAUUCGUUUCAAUGGGAAUCGCGACAGUCUAUACCAGCCUUUCUCAAAGUGGGUGCCGCGGGGUGCCCCGUGACUGUGUCAGGGGUGCCACCAAAAUAUUACGUAUUCUGACAUUUAAUAUAAUUUUUUUUUUUUUUAAAGAAAUCGGACAUUUCAUAUAUGACAUAUUUGAAUAUAUUGAAUACAUAAAUACAUUCUUUCUUACAUAUGUAAGAAAGAAUGCAGUGUGUAAUAAAAUAACACACGGCAUUCAAUAUCCACAGACAUGUCAUUGAAUACAGUGUGUGUGUGUGUGCGUGCGCGUAUGGCACGGAUGGAAACAAGAACUAUGAUGGAAAAACAUUCCUGCUAUCUCUGCACUUCAUUUGAGUUCUCCUGGUCUCAAUUUGUUGGGUUCUUGUAUUGCCUGUGUUGCUGUAUAGCUUGGGCGGUCCACCUCUUAUGGUUUUAUGGCAUUUGUGUCUCUGAUUUAUUGUUUUGUGAAGCACUUUGUAAACCUGUGUUUUUAAAGGUGCUAUAAAGUUGCUAUGAAGUUGUUAUUAUUAUUAAUAUUUACAGUUGUAUUAUGCUCUGUUCAUUACUGUCCUGUCUAAAUAAACAGGACAUUUGCAUUUACGUUAAGGCUAUGCAGUGUCGUUUUUAAUCAUAUUUUACACUGGGGUGCCUUGAGAUUUUAUGCACUUUUGAAAGGUGCCCUGGCUGAAAAAAGUUGAGAAAGGCUGGUCUAUACCUUCAACAUAAAGUGUACAUAUUUACAAUUUCAAAUUCGUCCCAGCCUUUAUACCACAGAUACUCUAGGGUCUAUAGCAUAUAACCUUGUUGUCUGAUUAAAGUUUAAUUCAUUUUCCACAAUUUACCAGCUCUCGUUUUGAAGAAUAAUCACGCGCCAUUCGUUUAAAUGGGAAUCGCAACGGUCUAUUCUUUCAACAUAAAGUGUACAUAUUUAUAAUUUGAAAUUCGUCCCAGCCAAGAUACUCUAGGUCUAUAGCAUAUAACCGCGUUUUCUGAUUACAGUUUAAUGCAACAGUAAGCUGACAAAAUCAACACUGCAACUGCAAAUUAACCACACAGUGAUAACCAUGGCAACCGGUCAAACAAAUUUUCUUUUUGCCAUCAUUCUGCGCGCACAUCCGCCGUGUUGAUAAACAAAUAAUCCCCAUUUACUGCAGCCAAUCAAAUUGCUUCCCACUGCAAAGCCGAUGUGUCGAUAUAAUACAAAAGAUGAGACAAAUAUAACCCAGAUCCUGUAAGGGACUCUUAUCUCUCUCAUAUCUCAGUCUGUCCAUGUUUC